Messenger RNA from Cordyceps fumosorosea ARSEF 2679, 621 nucleotides. RefSeq lists its product as hypothetical. The record is from RefSeq and is a predicted model, not a curated record. Bases 1 to 621 code for a protein of 206 amino acids. The transcript has a single exon. Lineage: Eukaryota; Fungi; Ascomycota; Sordariomycetes; Hypocreales; Cordycipitaceae.
AUGCUCACUAAAUCUGAAAAGCAUACUACCAACGUUGACUUUGCAGCUGUGCUGCAGCAUGAUCAUCAGCUUGCUACAACGCAGGAAUACGACGAACCAAUAAAGAGCAGCUCUGUUCCUGCCAAACGUUUGAAGAAAAAGCACGGCACUUCUCACACUGUGGUUCCUUCGCGGAAGCAAGAAGAUUUACCUCGUUCACAAACGGCCGCAAACCCGCCCGUGGUACAUGAACCUUUCUGGAAGAGUUACAAAGAACUCUACAGCAUCCAAUUUGGCAACGGAGCGUACUUUCCCGUAGCGCAGCGGACAAAGCUUCAACCAGACAAGCAUUCCCUCUGCAUCGUGAAAAGGUUCGCUGGCGCCAACGUCGACAAACACGUACAUGCGAUCCAACAGGUUGAUCAUCAGCAGUUUGUGCAGGCUCAAAAAAUUUUCUCUGUACAAAACGAGUUGUUUGUUGCGUUUGAGUUCAUGCCAGUGUCUCUUGCAGAGGUUGAAGGAAAUCCUCUCCUAGACGAUCUCCAGCUUGCAUCGAUACUAGGACAGGUAUGUUGCUCAACUUUAGCGACACGCAAGAUCACUGCUGAGAGAACUAGGUCGUGGAUGGUUUGUUGUACCUGA